Molecule: messenger RNA, 1719 nt
Organism: Penicillium hordei
Lineage: Eukaryota; Fungi; Ascomycota; Eurotiomycetes; Eurotiales; Aspergillaceae
Product: amino acid permease
Exons: 3
Coding region: 1-1719 (572 amino acids)
Biological process (GO): transmembrane transport
Cellular component (GO): membrane
Molecular function (GO): transmembrane transporter activity
Source: RefSeq, a predicted model, not a curated record
AUGGGCGCAAGCAUGGAGACCAAAACUCUUGUUACGGACAUUUCCAAAGGACACCACGAGACUAACAAUGCUCAAGUCACAUCCGUGCUCCCAGAUGGCGAUGUGCCCUAUACAGAUCAUGAUAUGGAUGCUGAUGAGAGGGUGAUCACGGCGCUGGGUUACAAGCAAGAGUUCAAGCGCGAGUUCUCGCUAUGGACGACUUUCUGCGUCAGCUUCGCUGUUCUGGGCUUGCUACCGUCAUUUGCGAGUACACUGUACUAUGGAAUGGGAUACGCCGGCACAGCGGGUAUGGUCUGGGGCUGGAUCAUUGCGAUGAUAUUCAUCCAGUGCAUUGCAAUGUCGAUGGCAGAGCUAUGUUCGGCAAUGCCGACUAGUGGCGGACUAUACUACGCCGCAGCAGUCCUCGCCCCUCCGGGAUACGGACCCUUCGCCGCCUGGAUCACCGGCUGGUCCAACUGGAUCGGACAAAUAACCGCAGCGCCGUCAGUCAACUACUCGCUCAGCGCAAUGAUCCUCGCAGCAGUCUCAGUCUACAACCCAUCCUACAUCCCAACAUCAUGGCAGACCUUCCUCCUGACAACCCUCAUAAUGAUCCUGCACGCCGGAAUCAGCAGCAUGUCUACGAAGCGCGUAGCGCAGUUCAACUCAUGGGGCUCAACAUUUAACUUCAUCGCACUGAUCGCAGUCCUCAUCAUGAUCCCCGCCGGGACAAAGAACAGCCCGAAAUUCACACCCUCCAAACAAGUCUGGGGCGACAUAACAAACCUAACCGACUUCCCGGAUGGCGUCGCCGUACUCAUGACCUUCGUCGGCGUGAUAUGGACCAUGUCCGGCUAUGACUCGCCAUUCCAUUUGAGCGAGGAGUGCUCGAACGCGAACAUCGCCUCGCCGCGCGCAAUCGUGCUCACUUCCGGCGUCGGUGGGUUAAUGGGCUGGUUCCUACAGCUGGUUGUUGCAUACACGGUGCUGGAUAUCGAAGCCGUUAUUGAUUCCGAUCUAGGACAGCCCUGGGCGUCGUAUUUACUGCAGGUCAUGCCGCAGAAGUCGGCUAUGGCUAUCUUGGCUUUGACGAUUAUCUGUGGGUUUUCGAUGGGUCAGGGGUGUAUGGUUGCCGCGUCGCGGGUUACGUAUGCCUAUGCUCGUGACGACUGCUUUCCGCUCUCGGAUUACUGGAAGCAGGUGCAUCCGUAUACGCAGACGCCCGUUAAUGCGGUCGUGUUGAACGCCAUUCUCGGCAUUCUGAUGUGUCUUCUUAUUCUGGCUGGGGACGUGGCGAUUGGCGCUUUGUUCUCUAUUGGCGCUAUUGCGCAGUUCUUUGCUUUUGCAAUUCCUAUUACUAUUCGGGUGUUCUUUGUCGGUAAUCGGUUCCGCAGGGGCCCCUGGCAUCUGGGUCCUUUUGGUCCGUUUAUUGGUGGCGUUGGUGUUGUGUUUGUGCUUUUGAUGGUCCCGAUUUUGUGUUUGCCCAGUGUUACUGGUAAAGACUUGACACCUGAUCAGAUGAAUUGGACUUGUCUUGUUUGGGGUGCGCCAAUGUUGAUGGUUUCGAUUUGGUGGGUUGUUGAUGCCCAUCGCUGGUUCAAAGGUCCUGUGGUCAAUGUCGAGCAUGCUAUUCAUGCGAUUGAGCAGGAGCCGGUUGUUAGUGAGGGGAUUGAGCCUGAACCCCGAGAGACCGAGACGACUGCUUUGUCCAAGACGGACGAUCCAGAUAAUCCUCUAUAG